CUCAUUGCAUUACCUCUUUAAGCCACUUCUGUUCUCCUUUCAGGAUAUCCAUAUACAGUUCUCUUAGUUAAUUUGCAGCAGAAUUGAACAAAACGAUAUCAAAUUAUGGGUAGUUUUUGGACUUUUCUCACCCAUCUCCACUCCCUUGCAGGGCCAACCAUCAUGCUCUUGUAUCCCUUGUAUGCAUCGGUUCGGGCAAUUGAGAGUCCAUCAAAGCUCGACGACGAGCAGUGGUUGGCCUAUUGGAUCUUGUACUCCUUCCUAACUCUCAUGGAGAUGGUGGCAGAGCCUGUCUUAUAUUGGGUACCCAUAUGGUAUCAAAUAAAGGUGGUUCUUGUUGCUUGGUUGGUCCUUCCACAGUUCAGGGGUGCCUCAUUCAUCUACGAGAGGUUUGUGAGGGAGCAACUUAGGAAGUAUGGGGCCCAAAUAGGUACAAAUGGGGUCCACUCCUCCCCUAAGAAGGGAGAGAAGGAGUCGCACUGAGGAAGAUAAGUUAAUGGGUGACAGGUGUUGCAGAUCUCGGCUUCUCUUUUCCUUCUUUUCUUUUGGGGAAAAAAAAAGUGAGAUAUGAUGUUUGUGUUCCAAUUUCUUUUCUACAUGGAAUGUGAAAC
Elaeis guineensis (African oil palm) is the source of this 611-nucleotide messenger RNA. Its product is annotated as HVA22-like protein e. NCBI's taxonomy places the organism in Eukaryota, Viridiplantae, Streptophyta, Magnoliopsida, Arecales, Arecaceae. The record is from RefSeq and is a predicted model, not a curated record.